Messenger RNA from Marasmius oreades (fairy-ring Marasmius), 321 nucleotides. RefSeq lists its product as uncharacterized. The record is from RefSeq and is a predicted model, not a curated record. The transcript has 2 exons. Bases 1 to 321 code for a protein of 106 amino acids. Lineage: Eukaryota; Fungi; Basidiomycota; Agaricomycetes; Agaricales; Marasmiaceae.
AUGGAUGAAAAUGGUCAAGGCAAAGUAAUGACUGUUAUACUCAGUCACGGGAAAUUUCCUUGUGAACUUGAAGCAUGGCAAGACUUAGUUGAUUUUGAACUCGCGGGCAACUUGGAUUACUCGGGAGAAGAGCUGGUUCCUUUGUUCUCCUUAGGCUCGGGCAUCACGCACCAUGGCCAAGCUUUAGAGACAAAGGUCUUUCAGUGUGUUGGAACGAGGACCGGAAUUUUGCGUUCAGAUUUCCACAAAGAGCCUUCAAAGGAGUAUAAAUCUGCGUGCUACUGUGGAUUUCUCCAACAUCUUCCUUUCUGGACGCGUUGA